UCCAACUUCCGCAGCAACCAUAUCAUGCUUAUUUAUACAGAUAGAUAGAUAGAUAUUCCAAAAUCUUCAUUUUUAUUGUUCUCAUAAUUUUAUUGCUCAUUCCACUAUCUAGCUAUAUCAUGGAAACACUUGGUGCAUUGCUCACUAUUAAUGUGCACAUUUUUAUGCUAAGUUUAUUAUGCUUUAUUGUUACAAUUGAAGCUUCAAAGAAAAAUAAGGUCUCUGCCAUUUAUGUGUUUGGAGACUCUACAGUAGAUCCAGGAAACAAUAAUUAUGUGAACACAGCUUUUAAAAGUGAUUUUCCACCUUAUGGUAGAGACCUUGCUAACCAAAGUCCUACUGGAAGGUUCUCAAAUGGGAAGCUUGGCACUGAUUUUAUUGCUUCAUAUUUGGGCUUGAAAGAGUUGGUGCCACCAUAUUUGGAUCCAAAUCUCAGUGAUGAAGAGCUUAUGACAGGAGUUAGUUUUGCCUCUGCUGGUUCUGGUUUUGACCCACUCACACCAACUCUAAGUAAUGUGGUCCCAAUACCAAAGCAACUGGAAUAUUUCAAACAAUACAAAAAGAGGUUGGAGAGUAAGCUUGGUAGGCAUAAAACUGAAAAUCAUAUAAACAAUGCCUUUUUUUUCGUAAGCGCGGGUACAAAUGACUUCGUUAUUAAUUAUUUUACGGUACCAAUAAGAAGAAGAAGCUUUGACGUUGUAACCUAUGGCCAUUUCGUGCUUCAACAUGUCAAAGAUUUCAUACAGAAUUUGUGGACAGAAGGUGCUAGAAAAAUUGCUUUUGUUGGACUACCUCCAAUGGGAUGCUUGCCAAUCAUGAUCACUUUCCAUUCCAACAAUGCUUUUUUUGAACGUAGUUGUGUAGACAAAUAUUCCGCUGUGGCAAGAGCUCAUAAUAUGAUUCUUCAACAUGAAUUGUUCUCAAUGCAACUCAAUUUCUCAAUGCAACUCAAUUUCUCUAAUCCUCAUGAACACGGUGCUAAGAUCUCUUACAUUGACAUAUAUGGACCUUUAGCUAACAUGAUUCAAGGGCAUGGAAAUCUUGGAUUUGAUGAGGUUCAUCGUGGGUGUUGUGGAAGUGGUUUCAUUGAAGCAACAUUUAUGUGUAACCGUGGUUCGCAUGUGUGCACUGAUCCAUCAAAAUAUGUAUUUUGGGAUUCAAUACACCCUACAGAGAAGGCAUACCAUAACCUAUUUGUCGCAAACCGUCACAUCCUUGAUGCCCUCAUCAAGGGCUAGUAUAGUCGAGACACAAGACAAAAAUGAAAGUUGGAUAAUAGCUAGCUACUACCUUAAAAUUACUAUGAGCUUCACGAAAAUAGAAUAACAUAGUUUAUUUAUUAUCUAAAUAUUGUUUAUCCUGGAUCAUUUAAUCAGCAGUACUAUAUAU
Messenger RNA from Trifolium pratense (red clover), 1389 nucleotides. Its product is annotated as GDSL esterase/lipase At5g45960-like. Bases 120 to 1238 code for a protein of 372 amino acids. The record is from RefSeq and is a predicted model, not a curated record. NCBI's taxonomy places the organism in Eukaryota, Viridiplantae, Streptophyta, Magnoliopsida, Fabales, Fabaceae. The transcript has 5 exons. Gene Ontology annotation, molecular function: hydrolase activity, acting on ester bonds.